AUGACUUUAUCAAUAAUUCUCAGUAGUAUUUUUAUUGUAUUAAUAUCUUUAAGCUGCCUUAUUUCUUUUGUGGUUCUUAUACGAAUAUUUAUUCAUAUUCGUCCAUCAUUAUCAAAUAUAUUAGUUUUAUUAACAUGCAAUACAUAUUUUACUAUAAUUUUAUUUUGUUUUACAUUACUUUAUGCAUGUAUACGUAAUCUUUAUGGUCACAUAAAUUCAUCUAUUUCAUUAGCUGGUCAAUGGUGUAAAAUUCGUGCAUAUUUAUUAUAUGUUUGUUUUUGUGCUUUUUAUUAUUCAUUUGUUCUUCAAGCAAUAUUUCGUUUUUUUCAUAUCGUAUAUUAUAAAAAGAAAAUUUUACAACAUUUUCAUAUAUUUAUUAUUGCUAUUCUUAUUCAAUGGAUUUUAUCAUUUCUUUUUAUUUUUCCUCAUAUAUUAUUAAAUGAUUUUCAAUAUCAAUCUCUUAGUUAUAAUUGUUGGAUAUCAUUUGGAAAUAUUCGAGGAAUAUUAUUAGCAACAUUAACUAUAUAUGUAUGUCCUAUUUCGAUUAUAUUUACAAUAUAUACAUGUAUUCUUCGAUAUGUUCGUCGAACAUUUAUAAAUCGACGAGAACAACAAAAAUCUUAUAAACGAGAUGCUAUUAUUUUAAAACGUAUUGUUAUUCUUCUUCUAUUUUUAGUUAUGUUUGAUAUUUCAACAUUAACUGUUUUUGUUAUUUAUUAUAUAACUAAUUACUUAAUACCAUUUGCUUAUGAAAUACAAGUUGUAAGUAUAUCAAUUGGACUUGUUGUUACACCAAUUACUUUAAUAUUUAUUACACCUAAAAUACGAUAUAUAUUUAAACGACAUGUAUCAGUUACAUAUCUUUCAAUAAAAAGAGGAAAUAUACAAUAUACAACAACAGAUUCAAGUCGACAACAGACAGAUAAUUAA
Rotaria sp. Silwood1 is the source of this 930-nucleotide messenger RNA. Lineage: Eukaryota; Metazoa; Rotifera; Eurotatoria; Philodinida; Philodinidae. The record is from the annotation of a GenBank genome assembly.